AUAUAAUUAGCCAGAAAAAAAAUUGUUUUUAUGCGGAAAGAAAAAUAUCAUUAACGUGUAGGAAUUGUCUGCCAUUAUUAAUUGUUUUUGUUUGCAUAUAUGCUAUCUAGAGAUAGUGAUCAGUUGUGGCUUUUUUUUUACAGAUUGGAAUCAUCAUCGUAUAUCCUCCUUAUUUGGCUUUUUUUUUGACGGCUAUACCCAUCAUCAUUGUUAACGAUCAUCAAAUAUUGCCACGACGGUCUAUUUCAUUGUUUGAAGUCGUUUUCAAUAGCUAUCAUAUCGACAGUGAUUUCUCAGGCCAAUAACCAAAUAAACAUCAAAAAUAUACAAAAUGGCGAUCUGUGCCCGUUGUAGCAAGACUGUAUAUUUCAACGAAGAGAAAAAAGCAAUUGGAAAAAGUUUCCAUAAUUCUUGUUUCGUAUGUGCCAACAAAGAAUGUAAAAGAAGAUUGGACAGUGGAAGUUUGACUGAACAUGAUAGUGAAAUAUAUUGUAAACAAUGUUAUGGCCGUUUGUUUGGACCCAAAGGAUAUGGGUACGGUCAAGGUUCUGGAACACUGUCAAUGUUCACUGGAGAGAAAUGUACUAAUGAACCGCCAACAUCAAACAUUCCAUCGACUGCUCAGGCAUUCGUCGCUCCAAAAAAAGCAGCUCCAAUUUCACAAAGUAAUGGUGGUGGAAAAGUAUUUAAAUUCGGUGGUGCAGACAUUUGUCCACGUUGUAACAAAGCCGUUUAUAUGGCCGAAAAAAUGAUGGGAGGUGGUUAUGCAUGGCAUAAAAGUACCUGUUUUACCUGUAAAGAAUGCAAUAAACGUUUGGAUACAACCACUCUAUGUGAACGUGAAAGUGAUAUCUAUUGUAAAACUUGUUAUGCCAAACUUUAUGGUCCAAAAUAUUAUGGACAUGGCCAUAUAACGGCACCGAUAGAGGCAGCAGCAGCAGCUACAACCGAUAGUCAACAAACGGUAUAAUGGAAUUUCACCAAUAUUAUAUAGAUGGUUGAAAAAUCCCCAUAUAUGGAUAAAGUAAUAUAUGAAAAAAAAAAUUUUUUUGCCAAAUUUACAUAUUUUGCCAUUGAAAUGUUAUUAACGAGUUUACAUAACUGAAUUUGACCAUUAAUAUUUUUGCCAUAAAAUUUUCAGAAAGAAAAAUUUUUUCAUUUUUAUUA
Molecule: messenger RNA, 1167 nt
Organism: Dermatophagoides farinae (American house dust mite)
Lineage: Eukaryota; Metazoa; Arthropoda; Arachnida; Sarcoptiformes; Pyroglyphidae
Product: cysteine and glycine-rich protein 2
Biological process (GO): actin cytoskeleton organization
Cellular component (GO): cytoplasm
Source: RefSeq, a predicted model, not a curated record